Molecule: messenger RNA, 864 nt
Organism: Puccinia triticina
Lineage: Eukaryota; Fungi; Basidiomycota; Pucciniomycetes; Pucciniales; Pucciniaceae
Exons: 3
Coding region: 1-864 (287 amino acids)
Cellular component (GO): nucleus
Source: RefSeq, a predicted model, not a curated record
AUGAAACUAUCGAUGAUUACCAACCUGCCGAAUUGGGUGCCGGAUGAGGCCCCACGAAUGGGUGGAGAUGAGUAUGGGCAAUACGGAUCCUGCUCAGACGAUGUGAGCUACGAAGACGGACUUGACCGGCAUCCAUCGCGACUGAAACGAGUACGGCUGAAUGAGGACGACCAUCCCCGGGCGGAGCGGGAUGUUGGACACGAGGGAAGGAACGCUGGGUGGGAUAGGAGCUGGUCCCUCCUGCAGGCCAAUCAAGAUAAACCCAUCGCCCGAUUCUCCGCUGUCAACGAACAGGAGGAGCCCGAGGAAGAGGCGGAGGGAGAGAGUCCUUCGAAUAGCUUCCACUCUUCCUCCUCUUCCACCCUCACCCACUCCCAGCAUUCAUCUCCGCUCCAGCCAACCACACCUGACCACAGCCAACCUUUCCCUUCCUCAUGGUCGACCGAGCCAAGUGGAUGGUCGAAGCCGAUGGUGACGGAUGAGAUGGAAUUGCUAGCGGUGAUCGAGAAGCAGGCCGAGACCUACUCGAGCGGCCCGGGAAGCGACGCGCUCCUGACACACGCCCAGCAGGCCGCCAGUAUAUGGCCUACUCGCCAUCACCGUCCCCCAGACUCCAAUAUCCUCUCGCUCUCCUCCCAUCCCGCGGGCCAUCUAACCUCGGCAACACCCCCAGCCGUCCAAGAUAAACCCUUCAAAUGUAGCCUCUGUCCAAAGAGCUUCACCCGGAACUACGAUCUAACUCGACAUAAAUCUUCACAUAUCGACCAACGACAGCAUCGAUGCUCGAAGUGCGGCAGAUCAUUCAACAGAAGAGACGCCCUCAUCCGGCAUACUUUGGUCAAGAGCUGUGGCCACCAUCCGUGA